AACGGAACGGCGCAUUUGCGGCUUUCGGCGCCGCUCGCGUCAUCGUCGCCGUCGCCGUCGGUGCCUAUCGACUAUUCACGCGCAUCUCGUCGCGCCCGCUCGUGCCGCCGGGGAGCAGCGUAAUUUUCCUGUUUUGACGCACCGUCGCCGUGUGGUGCGUGUCGACAAUGGAGAUGCAGCGGCAGUACAAAGCAACCUCCGCUAUUGGAGAUGCCUCAAAGAGUCAAACUCCGCCAACGCUUCUCUCAAGUUUGAGGAGUGUACUCUUCGUUAUCGGAACUGUAGUGAUCGGAUUUGCCGCCUUCUGCAAUUCCCUGACAUGGCAUUUACAAAAAUUCUGGGGUGCAUCUGGUGAUUUUUGGCAAGCUCAAUGGGAUAAGAUUUUAGAUAAAUUUGGAGAUGAUCCUGUCACAUUGUGGGUUUAUGGAUCUUUAGUAUUGACGAUCGCUGUUUACUGGAUCGUCGGUGGAAUUUACACUAUUUUAGACAUCACCAAUCGGCCGGCGGCAGUGCGUAGAUACAAAAUACAGCCCGGCACGAACGAACCAGUGAACAAGAGGAAGUUAUGCAAAGUGAUCGCUCAAGUACUGUUCAAUCAGAUCGUCGUCGGUUUACCUAUUAUGUAUCUCGCCUAUUAUUUCAUGGAAUGGCGCGGUUACCCUCCGGUGCGCGAGCUACCGACCUUCCACUGGGUGCUCGCUGAAAUCGCGAUUCACAUAUUAUGCGAGGAGAUUGGCUUUUAUUACUCGCACAGAUUUCUUCACAAGGGUUUCCUAUACAAAUAUAUACAUAAGCAGCAUCAUGAAUGGACUGCGCCUAUAGCUGUCACUGCUUUAUAUUGUCAUCCUUUGGAAAAUAUUGGCUCAAAUCUACUUCCUCCCUUCUUGGGUGUCGUUAUCAUGGGUUCCCAUGUAGCCACCGCCUGGAUUUGGUUCUCACUUGCAAUUCUUUCGACAUUGAAUGCACAUUCAGGCUAUCAUCUACCAUUCUUCCCAUCACCGGAAGCGCACGACUUUCAUCACUUAAAGUUCAAUCAGUGUUACGGUGUGCUCGGCGUUUUAGAUCGCAUUCAUGGUACUGACACGCAAUUCCGUAAUUCGCGGAAUUACGCGCGUCACGUAAUGAUGCUAAGUCUCAUACCACCCAGAGAGGCUUUCCCGGAUGAGGCAAAAUACAAGCCAAAAUAAAUCUUGGGACCCUUCGGUGACUCUGUAUGAAAGUCAUCAAAAAGCAAUCUCCGAAGAAAAAAAAAUUAUUCACGCCUUAGAUGCAAUAUUUUCGUAGCGGCGAUCGAAUUCGGAAAUAACAAAUCGUGAAUAUGAUCGAUUUUAUUUGGUUGAUACGAUUGGCAAACUUUCUCGAUAAAAAAAUGAAUUAGUUUUAAUAAAUACAUAAUUCUCAAUUAAUCUGUAGUUAGUAGUUUUUCGAUGGGAGAAUUAAUAAUAAUCGAAUCUACUUUUAUUUUUGUAUCACUUUUGUGAUUCUUAUUGAAAAUGAAUUUCGUAUUUCUGAAUAUUGACAUAAUCAUUUCUCUCAAAUUAAUAUUUUUUAAUACUUUGUUUAUUUUAGCAUCAAAGAUUGAAAGAAUUUUAUAUCCUUUUGGAAUUUAUUCAAUAUACGUAUUAUGUAUGUAGUGUUAUAUAAUAAUAUUUAACUUACUGGUUAAAGGAUUGUCAUGAAAGAAAUUCGGCUAUCCGCUCACUGAUCUAGUGAUAAUAAUUGUAUAUAUAAAUGCCAUUCAAGGUUGGACUGAAUAGAGAAAAUAGCGAGAAAAUUCUGGAGAAGUUGGGAUAUGAAAAUUUACACUUCUAAAAUAUUAACAAAAAGAUAAAGUUAUUAAUAAAACUUUAGAUAGCAAAGCUUCUUCUAUUUAUAUGGAAGAAACAAAAUAAAUAAAUUUUGUAUUAUCUAAAUGUUUGUGAGAUUAAUUAAUAAUAUAGGCAUCUUUAAUACUCUCAAUUUCCGAAUUUAUAUACCUCAUUUAUGUAUGUAUAAAUUGUAUGUAUUUUAUUUAUAUAUACAAUUGUAUGUAUAAAUAAAUGUAUUAUACAUAUACAAAUAUAUUAUAUUAUACAUACAAUUGUAUGUAUACUAUAAAUUUGACUGAAAUCGUGUUUUCAAAUUUAUAUAUGACAAAUAUGAGGUUUUCUGAUAUUUGUAAUAUUAUUUCUCGAAUUUUUCUUUCAGUUCGACCUUGGCACCAUUCGUACUUUUCUAUAAUAAUUGUAGUAUUAAUAUUAAAAAUGUAUAUUGUAUUUAAGCUGUAUAUUCUGCACAAGUUCUUACAUUACAUUUAAUAGGGUUAUAUUUUAACAAUUGAUGGACAGUUGGAUUUCUAAAAAUUAGCAUAUUUCUUCACUUUUGAAGCUUUUUCGAUAUGAUAAAAGUUGAUAAAUUAAUUUUUUUGGAGAUAAUGAAAGAAAAUAAAAUUAAAAAAAUGCAUAAAAUGUUUGUUAUUAUUCUUUUUUUUUAUAUACUUUCAAUACUUUCAAGUAUAUUGGUAUCAUAAUGAAAAUUUCAGGAUAAAUAAUAUUAUGAUAUGAGAAAUUACUAUUUUUAUAUUUAGUUUCUUAGCCCAGACAUUAGCUUGACUUAGGUUUAAUCCAAAUCAAGAUCUAAAUAACUGUACUUCUUUAAGAUAAGUAUAACUUUUACUAGAAUAUUAGAAAGAGUUUAGCAAUUCAAAUUUCUCCUUAUACUGAGGAUAAAAUAUAUACUAUAUUGAUUAUACAUAUAUAAAGAUAGACGCACAUAUAUAUUAAUACCAAUAAUUUUAUCUGAUAAUAAAUCUUUAUUAUAAAACGUUUCCAAGACAUUCUGUAUUUUGAGAAAGAAUGCUAUAUGUUAAAACUGGAUCAAAAACGUAAACAUAUAUUUUUGUCUUAUUUUGCUAACUAUAACGAUUUUAAAUUGUGUUUUACAAUGUUUUAUCGCGAUAUUCUUAAAGAUAUUAGGAUUUAGAGGAAACUGAAUAUAGAGCUAUUACUUUAGUCAAGUUAGAUCACUGAAGAUAAGAAUAAUAAGAAAUAAAUCGAAGAUUAAUAUUUGUGCAGAUAUGUAACAUGUGAAUAUACAGAAUAUUAAUAAAUUGAUGUUAACAGUGCGGAAAUAAGUCAGAGCUAAUCACUUUUUGUUAAUGACAUCAAUUCAUUAACAUUCUGUAAAAUUCUCUUCUGCAUUGUGAUUUUCGUCGAGUAUAAGGCUCGUAAUUAACAUAUACUACUAACAUUAUUGAAUUUAUGUAUCUAUAUGAUAAACUUAUUAAUAAAAUCUU
Molecule: messenger RNA, 3274 nt
Organism: Pogonomyrmex barbatus (red harvester ant)
Lineage: Eukaryota; Metazoa; Arthropoda; Insecta; Hymenoptera; Formicidae
Product: fatty acid hydroxylase domain-containing protein 2
Biological process (GO): lipid biosynthetic process
Molecular function (GO): iron ion binding; oxidoreductase activity
Source: RefSeq, a predicted model, not a curated record